Rana temporaria (common frog) is the source of this 5825-nucleotide messenger RNA. RefSeq names its product BTB domain containing 8 (gene BTBD8). Gene Ontology annotation, molecular function: protein binding. Lineage: Eukaryota; Metazoa; Chordata; Amphibia; Anura; Ranidae. The record is from RefSeq and is a predicted model, not a curated record. The transcript has 19 exons. The coding region runs from base 246 to 5213 and encodes 1655 amino acids.
AUGAUCUCAUCCAGCCGUGUUGUAGUUUGUGUUCGAAAAGAAAGUGCAAGGUGCAGCCGGCUGUGCUUCGUCAUUAGUCUGGCGCCGUGCUGUGUGUUCGGGCCAGGCUGCCCCCUGUACCUAUAAUAUACGGCUCUCCUCCAUAGCUGGCUGUAGCCGUCACUCGGAGGAGAAGGGGGAGGAGCAGCCUGUUGCUGCCAUGGAGCUGUAGAGGUGGAGGCGGUGUGUGUGUACAGACUCUUCAGAUGGCAUCUGCUGCCCAGGGAGAGCUGAAGGGCUUCCGUGCCAAGGAGGGGGCUGAGCGACGCCGACUUAGAGAUCUCCUGUGUGACCAGCUCAGCAGAGAUCUGCUCAGACUCCUAAAUGAAGAAAUCCACCCAGAUCUCACUCUGUGUGUUGGACAGGCAACAUUUAAAGUACACAAGGCUGUACUCUGCGCGAGAGCUCCAAGAUUCUAUUGGUUUAUUAUACAAAAGGCCACAGAAGACACUGUUGCUGUGCAGCAUGUGGAACCAACUGAAAUAAAGAGCUUUUUAAAGCUUGUGUACUGCUCCCUCUGGAGUAUUAAAGAGACAGAAGACCAUAUUCUUGAGAUCAUAAAGAGCCAACCUAUUUCCGAUCAGGAUCACACUGAUGAAUGCACUAACUUGCAUAGUAGUUCACCUUCUACUGAAGAAAGCACUGAUUUUCCCAUUAACAAAUCUCCAGAGCACAAUACACACUCUGAGGAGAACCACAACUGUGAAGACGGAUACAAUAGUGAACCACCAUCAGAUCUUGGCAAGGACCUACUGUCUUUAUACAAAAGUUCUCAUUGCACUGAUGUCAUUAUACAGAUUGAAGACCAAUGUUUCCAUGUACACAGGGCUAUCCUGUGUGCUAGGUCCAGUUAUUUUGCUGCUAUGCUGAGUGGAUGUUGGGUUGAGACCUCACAAGACCUCAUCCAGAUUCAUAAUGUGAAACGAGCAGAUAUGACCGUCCUCAUGCAUUUCGUAUAUGGAGGAAUAAUGGAUCUUCCCAGAAGCACUGAGGCUGGUCAUAUUCUCUCUAUCGCUGACAUGUAUGGAAUGGAAGGGUUGAAAGAAGUUGCUGUCUAUGUUCUGAAGAGAGACUACUGCAAAUUCUUUAUCAAGCCUGUUGUUGGAAUGCAACAGUCAGUGUUGGACUGUCUCUCUAUUGCCUAUUCUGUAGGAGAGGAGCCAUUGUAUACCUCGUGUAUGCGAUGGAUGGAGAAGUAUUUUGUGAAAUGCUGGUCUGAAAGAAGUUUUGCCAGUUUGCCAGUAGAUCUGCAGAAUAGUUGCCUUUCUGCUUUGGUUCAGUCACUUUCCUGCAGGAAUGCCGCAUUUCUGCUGAUGGAAAGUGACAGGCUGCUCAGCAGUCUUCCUGAGGUGAAGUGGGCAGAAAGAGCGAGGAAUUUAGCUUCUGAUCUCCAGAAUGAAUGUGUGAGAUUUAUGGUGACAAACUUCUCACAAACCAUAAGAACUGAAAGUUUUACACAUUUGUUACAGGCCCAGGGGAUGAGCAGCCGGCCAUUUCUCUUAGAACAUAUUUUUAAUGAAAUAGAAAAAAGCAUUUCAUUUGAAAACUGCUCUUCUCUGUAUAUGGCUCUGGAUGAGUUAUUAAGGUUGGCAAUUGAAAAUGAAAUGGUUUUUACGUGCAAGAUCCAAGCUCUGCGUGAUAAGCUGUGGAGCUUCCUGGUCCAGUCUUUUUAUGCUGUACGGCACACAGAGGGCUGGAAAUUGAUGAGGCCGGGCGAUCAGGACAAAAUACAAGCAGCCGCAUUUGACAAAGGGGAUGAUCGAAGACUUGCAAAGAAGCCCACAUUCACUAGUUCCCAGCAAAGUCGACCUAAAAUUGUGAAGUCAAAAGAACGAUCGGAGGAAAGCAAGAGAUAUUCUGACAGUUAUAUUGCUCAGAGGAAGAUGAAAUCUGAUUCAUUGGGUGCGUCUGGACAUACAACAAAUUUAACUAGAAGUUCCUCUGGAAAGGGAAAAGAUGAUGACGUAAAGGGAAAGGACGGCAAGAAAGUGACCAGCAAAUUAUCUAAAGACCCAAAACAGGCAGAAAAGACCACUACAACGAGACCAAAACUCAUUGUGAAGACCAAAUUGGAAAACGGUGACCAUGCAAAGACUGAAGGUUGUGCUUCCAAAGGUGAUUCUGCCAGUAAUCCAAAGCCAGAAUCUGGAAGAACAGGUGCUAGGCCCAAAGCAACAAAUGGGAGUGUUAAUCCAACACCUAAAGUAAAGACACUGAAGAAAACUGGCAAAGAUCCUGCUUCUCCUGUGACAGGUACAUUGCCAAGUUUAAAAUCGGCAAACCUCAAUGGUGAACUUUCCAACGCUGCUUCAUCUCCAGGUGAGCAGAAUGCUGACCGGCCAUCUGAUAAGCAGUCAAAUUCUACAACAGGCUCACCUCAAUUUACGAAGAUGUUGAAAACGAAUCCAGAUUGUUCCAAAGAGAUGGCUGCAGGAGCAAAAUCAAGACCUGGCACAAAGAUUACCAAUGGGGUGUCUGCUAAAAGAAAGGUCAAUGAAGCUGAAUGUCGAGAGCCAAGCAGUGCAUCAACAAAAAAAUUACCCACUGAUGGAGGGAAUGACUCUGGGCUUCAGAAAAGAAAAGUAAUCCGAAUGGGAACUGCUGCUCAACAAAGGCCAAAGAGUGCCCCAGCUGCACUGUUGAAAAAAACAGGUGUAUCUGGCGAUACAUCAGACGUGCCUAAAUCUGUUUCUUCCAAACAAACUGAUGUCAAAUUGGAAGCCAAGUUAGUGAACCAUUCUAUUUCUGGGGAAAAACAUGUGUCUGUGAAUAAAAAGGCUACAAAACCAUUGGUCACAUCAACAAAUAAAACAAAUGCAACAGUGCCAAGUAAUAAGCACAGUUUAAGCAACAGUAAACCUUCUAUAUCAAAUCAUAAAGAAUCCAAGCCUAAGGCUCAAAGUAGUUCUAAACCUUUAAGCCUAAACCAAAAGUCACAUCAAAAGAGUUCUUCCUCUGCAGUCAAAAAAUGCUCCAACCUAGCUACAAACAAUGCAGAGAGCCCAGUGUCUGUAGCAGAUGAAGUCAUACAAUCCACUUCUCAUCAAUUAACAGAAGACAUUGCACAACCCUGUUCUGAAGGCCAGUCAUUCACUGUACACGAGUCUUGUCAGGAAAAUUCAAUGAGCAAUCAAGACUCUAUGACACAGAAGCCUAAUUUAGAGCAUUGCCAAUGCCAAGAAAAUCUUCCAGCAGCAUCUGUUCAUUUCACAUCCAAUUCAAAAGAAGAUUUGUCAGAAGCAACAAAUCAAACCAAAACAGCAAAUGUUGACAAUGCUGGGUCAGGCGAAGUGUAUAUUAUAAGUACUGCAGGAGAGAAGAAACCAGAUUGCAAAAAUAUUUGUGAUUCAGAGAACUCCAAAUUUGCUGACAGUUCAAGCGAAAGCGAGUUGUGUUCUGUCAAAGAAGUUGAAAGAAUUCCAAAACCAAAAGAGAAGGAAGAUGUGACAUUAUUCCCGUUCUCUCAGAACACUAGCAGAGUUGCGCCUAGUUAUAGUGCCACUGAAUCGCCUUUGAUGGGUAAUUCUACCAGUUGUCAGCCUGUGCUAAAUAAUAGUGAACCUUUUAUGAACUGUUCAUCUGAAAGACAGUUGUCUAAUUACCAAACAGAGAUGAAUGCCACAGAAGUAACUGAUCAUGAGAACUUUGAAUUUAUAGGUCAAUGGAAUAAACACUCGGGUAUGCUACAUGAGCGCGAGAGCCCAGAAUCGGAGAGUGGCAGUGCUAGUACAUCAUCUGAUGACAUCAAACCAAGGUCUGAAGAUUACGAUGCAGGUGGCUCUCAGGAUGAUGAUGGUUCAAAUGAAAGAGGAAUCUCUAAGUGCAGUACAAUGCGGUGCCAUGAUUUUCUUGGUAGAAGCAGUAGUGACACAAGCACCCCUGAAGAAUUGAAGGGUUAUGAUGGAAGCUUAAGAGUUGAUGUAAAAUUGAAGAAAGACAAUGCAGAGUUAUUCCGAGUCAAUUCCACCAGUGAUGAUGAAGGACCUCAAAGAAGAAUGGAACCAUGGCUGCAAAGGGAUGUGCACAAACAUAGUUCUCAUCACACAACAGUUUGCAGCAGUGUGCAGUUUUCUCAGGAAAUUGAACACCUAUCUUCAUCCGCUGAUGAAACUGAAGAUGAGCGAUCAGAGACUGAAAGCACUGGCCUCAAAGUUCCAGAAGAAGUUGUCACUCAGCCCUUUCAAGGCAUUGUUAAUUUAGCUUUUGAUGAUGUUGCUGAAAUGGAGGGUGACUCCCAGCAAGCUACUGAAAAUAAAAGUUUUAAGAGGUCUGUCCUCCUCUCUGUGGAUGAGUGUGAAGAACUGGGAUCCGAUGAAGGAGAUGGUCAUCCUUUACACAUGCGCAAACCUGCAUCACGAACGUCAUUGGACGUGUUUGAGAGAAACGGUACUGAGAACUGUUCUGGAUGCUCCCAUGACCCAGGAUCCAUGGAGGGCAAGGCAGAAUGUGCUUCUUUGACUUGUAAUCAACCAACAAGUGAUAUAAAGUCUGUUGACGAGGACUUUGAAGAGUCUGAUGCAUGUAAAGGCUACUACAAAUCAACAGAAUGUGAAAUUAAGUCUCAGACAAGACCAUGCCAUUUGGAUCUAUAUACUGAAUUGCCUUCUGAUACACAAAGGUUUUGCUGUACUAAAACUGGUAAUGCAUGUAAGAGUCAGUUUCUUGACUACCAAGGCAGAGACCACCAUGUACCAUCUACUGAAAGCUCCAACACUGCUUUAUCUGCAGGAAACAUAGAUGAUAAUGACUCAUUGGCCCAAACCUGCAUGUAUGAUCAUCGUCCUCCAAAGUCCCUUUCUCCUAUAUAUGAGAUGGAUCCUGGCGAAGGAAUUGAGCAGAGACUGAAGACUGAAGCUAGAAUAAUGGAUAUUGAAAUUCAAGAUCAGCAGUUUGUAGAGAGGGACUGGACACUACUAAGACAGCUGCUAGCUGAUCACGGAUCAGAUGUUGAUAUCAUAAACUCCGUCCCUGAGGAUCUCAGCCUAGCACAGUAUCUAAUCAAUCAGACAUUGCUCUUAGCUAGAGAGAAUUCUAAAUCUCAGGGCAAAGCAUGGGGGGAUUUGUCCUCUCCGUUCGAAGAUUCUACAAGCAUCACAGUGACUAGUUACUCUCCUGAUGAGUGUUCAUCCCCCCAUGGAGAAUGGACUAUCCUUGAAUUAGAAACCCAUCACUAGAUUACAUUGUUUUCACUGUUUUUGAUCCAACAAUAUUUCCAGGGGUUUGUUACAGGUAACAGCUGAAUGUUGUAAUAUCCAUUCAAAUUUAUAUGAAGCUGUUUAUAAGUAACUUAUAGUCAUUUAAGUAAAUCCUACAGCUGUACACUAAAUUUUCCAUACAGCUUGUACUGGCCUAUGUGUUUUUCUUUACAAUAUAUAUAAAUCAAUAAUGCAAAUUCUUUUACUAGAGUGUAUAUAAUCUAUAUAUAUAUAUAUAUAUAUAUAUAUCAGAAAAACAACAAAACGCUACAUAUAAAAGUAAAUAUCAGAUUUCUAGCAAGUAUCCUGGCUUUUUCUUCCAGCUGACACAGCUCACUUAUUUACAGAUAACAAUAGUUGGGUUAAAAACAGUUUGUGCCAAGGGCACAUUUUUUUACUUGCCAAGUUUUUAUCACAUUGAUUGGUCAAGCAAGACUUGGGCAUGCCAUUUGUGUGUGGUACUUGAUAAGAAACUGUCUUGAGAAAAUUCUAAUUUGUAUGAAUGCUGUGUUUUCAAAAUUUGAUAAUUGGUCUUUGCUUCUCAGAGCCUCCUUAGGAGGCCAAAAUGUAAAUAAAAUAGAAUUGAUAUUA